Vanessa atalanta (red admiral) is the source of this 561-nucleotide messenger RNA. RefSeq lists its product as uncharacterized. The record is from RefSeq and is a predicted model, not a curated record. Lineage: Eukaryota; Metazoa; Arthropoda; Insecta; Lepidoptera; Nymphalidae. The transcript has 2 exons. The coding region runs from base 1 to 561 and encodes 186 amino acids.
AUGAAGAAAAACAAUAGAAACUGGAAGAUUUUAGAAUCGUUGAAACGAAGAGAACCAUCUCAGGUUCGCGACGAAUUCCAUCAGAUUUUUGAACAGGAACCAACUCAUUCAAUCGAAACCAUUUGCAAUGCUGCCGUUGAAGAAAUCAACAAUUGCUUAAGCCCUUGUCCUCAACCAUCCUUUAGUAGAUUAACGACAACAUUAGAAAAUGAUUCUCUCUCUGUUUUUGACGAGCUUGGACCGUCACCCACAAAAUUAUUGACAUUGGAAAAUGUGUCACUUAUUGAUUUAAAUGAUGAUUUGUAUUUAUCACAUUCGAGCAAUGGUGGCGAGCCUGCGCCAGAUGAAUGUAUAUUGUCAUCAAGUGAUUUUUCAAUUUCAGAAACAAGAAAUAAUGUUCAAAUAAAUGACAUUAUGACCCAAAACAUUCCUCAUUCUAGUAAUACUCUUGAUACAAACAUAGAAACGAAUACUACCGAUAUUGCUGGGGUUCAGUCUGUCAUACCUGGUCUUCAAAAUCGGAAACGCCAGCGCCGAGGUCAGGCGGAGCCCGAGAAAUAG